UAAUCUCUGCUAUGACAAACACAAGCACAUGACAUGAUGGAGAGGGAGUGUGUCUUUUUUCUGACCUUGGAGAACAGAAAGCAAGAGAGAAAAACUGUGAGAGAAACCCAGCAAAUGUUCACUGUUUUUGUGUCGCAAGCGGAGGAGAAUUAGAAAGACUGAGAGACAACAGUGGUGGAGCAGAGACUGGCUUCAGGCCCAGUUACACAAGCGCCAAAGGAAAGGUUCUUACAGCAAUGCAGAGCAACGUGUUUUCUUCGUUUAUACACUCCCCUUGGAGGAUUUUUUCUUUGUAAAGCGGUGACAGUGCAGAGAGGAGGGGCCACCGCCUGCCUGCUUUGCCUGGUCACGUGACACAUUCCCCUUCCAGUAACCACGGCAACCAGCACUGGUCCAGCCUGUAUCUCGCUGCUGUGUGAAGAGGAGGAAGAGAGAAAGAAAGGAGAGGAGAGAAAGCCCAAAAUAAACACACACUCUUCCCAGCGGCUGUCAGAAAUCGCAGGUGAAAAUGUCCUAUGGAGGAAGUUGAAUCUCAAACAGACAGACUCUGAGUGAGCUGGGCGGGGCCUGUCCCAUAAUCCCCGCUUGUCGGGUCAAGGGAACAUGGGAGAUGGAGGCGUCAAUGCGGUGGGAGAAGGGGUGAAUCAGUCCCAUAUGCUUUUUGACCGCUUCGUCCAGGCCACCACCUGCAAAGGCACUCUCAAGGCUUUUCAAGAGCUCUGUGACUUCCUGGAACUCAAGCCCAAUGAAUACCGCGUGUUCUACCACAAACUCAAGUCCAAGCUCAACUACUGGAAAGCCAAAGCUCUCUGGGCCAAAUUAGACAAGCGCGCCAGCCACAAAGAAUACAAAAAAGGAAGGGCCUGUGCCAACACUAAGUGUCUGAUAAUUGGAGCUGGACCAUGUGGUUUACGUACAGCCAUAGAGCUGGGUUUCCUCGGGGCCAAGGUGGUUUUAUUGGAGAAGAGAGAUGCGUUCUCUCGAAACAAUGUGCUCCAUCUUUGGCCCUUCACCAUUCAGGAUCUGAGGGGUCUUGGAGCCAAGAAGUUCUACGGCAAAUUUUGUGCUGGAGCCAUCGACCAUAUCAGUAUUCGUCAGUUGCAGUUGAUGCUCUUGAAGGUCGCUCUUCUCCUCGGCAUCGAGAUUCAUGUCAACGUGGAGUUCAAAGGCCUCAUUGAGCCACCAGAAGACCAAGAGAAUGAGAGAAUUGGGUGGAGAGCCGAGGUCCACCCCAGAACACAUCCAGUCAAUGAACUAGAGUUUGAUGUCAUAAUUGGGGCUGAUGGGAGGAGAAACACACUGUCAGGGUUCCGGAGAAAGGAGUUCAGGGGCAAACUGGCUAUUGCCAUUACAGCAAACUUCAUUAACCGCAACACGACCGCAGAAGCAAAGGUGGAGGAGAUCAGCGGAGUAGCCUUCAUCUUCAACCAAAAGUUCUUCCAGGACCUCAGAGAAGCCACAGGAAUUGACCUGGAAAACAUUGUCUACUAUAAGGAUGACACCCACUACUUUGUAAUGACUGCCAAAAAGCAGAGCUUGCUGGAAAAGGGCGUCAUUCUACAUGACUAUGCUGACACAGAAAUGCUGCUCUCCAGAGCCAAUGUUGACCAGAAGGCUUUACUCUCUUACGCCAGAGAGGCAGCAGAUUUUUCCACCAAUCAUCAGCUUCCUAAGCUAGACUUCGCCAUCAACCACUACGGUCAACCUGACGUCGCCAUGUUUGACUUCACCUGUAUGUACGCCUCAGAGAAUGCAGCGCUCGUCCGCCAGCGCAACGGCCAUAAGCUGCUAGUAGCUCUUGUGGGAGACAGUCUUCUAGAGCCAUUCUGGCCGAUGGGCACUGGAAUAGCUCGAGGUUUCUUGGCAGCCAUGGACUCAGCAUGGAUGGUGCGCAGCUGGGCUCAUGGAAGCUCUCCUCUGGAGGUGCUGGCUGAACGGGAAAGUAUCUAUCGACUGCUGCCUCAGACGACACCAGAGAAUGUGAGUAAGAACUUCAGCCAAUACAGCGUGGACCCAACAACACGAUACCCCAACAUCAGCCUUCAUCAAGUGAGACCCAACCAGGUACGGCAUCUGUUGGACACCGGAGAAACCAGGGAUUUGCGUGUGGACUUGGAGAAUGUGGUCAACUCUUCAACUCCUAAACUCACAAGAAAUGAAAUUCUGCUUGAGAAGCAAUUGCAAGAGUCCAUCGUGCGCUCCAGUAAGCUGCUGAACUGGUGUCAGAGGCAGACGGAAGGCUACCGAGGUGUCAGCGUGUCUGAUCUCACCACGUCCUGGAAGAGUGGUUUGGCCCUGUGCGCGCUCAUCCACAGAUACAGACCAGACCUCAUUGACUUUGAAUCACUGGACGAGAAAGACGUGGAGAAGAACAACCAGCUGGCUUUCGACGUGGCUGAAAGAGAGUUUGGGAUUUCUCCCAUCAUGACCGGGAAGGAGAUGUCUGUUGUGGUGGAGCCAGAUAAGCUCUCCAUGGUGAUGUACCUCAGUCAGUUCUACGAGAUGUUCAAGGACACGGUGCCACCUGGUGAAAACCAGAAUCUGAGCCCUGAGGAGAAGGCCGCACUGAUCGCCAGCACUAAAUCACCCAUCUCAUUCCUUAGUAAGCUAGGUCAAAGCAUCGCAAUCUCCCGCAAAAGAAACCCCAAGGAUAAAAAAGAAAAGGAGCUGGAUGGACUAGGGAAAAGACGAAAGACGAGCCAGGCUGGACAAUCGGAGGACGAGGAGCUGCAGAGGGCUAAUCGAGACGACAGGCCAUCUAUAGCCACAGCUCUGGCAGAACGUAAGAUCGACUCCGCUGCAGCAGCCAACAAUAACAACAAAGUGAAGUCGAUGGCCACGCAGCUGCUGGCCAAGUUUGAGGAGAACGCGCCGACACAGUCCACUGGGCUCAAACGACAGGGAGACUCUAUGCCCGAUCUGGGCCUCAUACUGACCCCUUCUCCAGCCGCUGCUCCUCUGAACGAGUCAGUUCGUCUGGCUCCAGUGCCUGCAUGGAGGAAGAGGCGCACACAGUUACAGGAGCAGAUGAGUUUCCGCUAUAAAGAAAAACUCAAGUGUCAAACUCUCCCCAUCACACAGGAGCAGGCCAGCAGUGGGACUGAGGUCUUGAGGAGCUGCCCUAAGAAAACCAUUCUUCUUUCUUCUUCCUCACCCUCAUCUUCCUCAUUCUCUUCAUCGUUUCCUCCACAUGCACAGUCAGUGAUACACAAGUGUAAUGGUGUUGGUGAUGGAGAGAACAGAUUCCAGGACCUUUCAGUCUGUUACUGGGAAGAUAAUCUGCCUAAUGUGGACAAACCAGAACCCAUACAUAUUCGUAGCAUUCAAGAGCGAGCGGAGACUCUAGUGGCUAGAUUUAAAGGCAAGGCUGACAGGAAGGACAAGCCACAGGUUAUGAAAAAGCCAUCACGGUUCUUUAUUGAGCAGUGGUUUUUGACCCACGGCCUCAGUCCUGAUGAGCCCGUCUUCUCCUCUGACCCUCAGCAUCAUCAGCAAAAAGGGGUUUUGUGUCCUGACGAUCACGUGCCUUUACACAUCCCCAGCAUUCAGGAGAGAGCCGAGAGACUGGCCUCUCACUUUAAAGACAAACCGGCGAAGCCAAAGUCUAAGAAAAAGUCGUCACUGUUGUUGACAGAGCAGUGGUCCAGGGCUCGUGAUGUGAGCUCUGCUAGUCCUCUGCAUUCCCCCAGCUCUUUCCGGCAGCACUGUGUAAAGAUGUACACAGGGGGUGUGAGCUCAUUGGCUGAGCAAAUAGCCAAUCAGCUUCAGGCUAAGGACGACCCCAGACCCAUGCUUGAGAAAAGGGAUUUGGGUUCCUUUCGAAAGGAGUUCCCUCAGAACAUCGGUGGCAGCGAUGUGUGUUUCUUCUGCCGUAAACGGGUCUAUGUGAUGGAGCGUCUCAGCGCUGAAGGAAAGUUUUUCCAUCGCAGCUGCUUCAAGUGCGACUACUGCGGCACAACCCUCCGCCUGUCCUCAUAUGCCUUCGAUGUUGAAGACGGGAAGUUUUAUUGUAAACCACACUACUGCUACCGACUCUCUGGUGUGGCACAGAGAAAACGGCCUGCACCUGCUGCUGCUCCAGCAAACGCCAAGGAGCCCCAGGUGUUGGCGGUAUCCCCCAACACAGUGGACGCCCCAGGUCAAGCCAUAACCACUCAGACCCCUGCGGAGCGCCGGCCCUCAGAAACUGAGGUAAAUGGUGUCACGGAGCCCAGCGUGGCCAAACGUCUGAAAGGGACUCCGGAAAGGAUCGAGCUGGAGAACUAUCGUUUGUCAAUGAUGAGGGAGGAGGAGCUGGAGGAGGUGCCGGAGGAGACAUUGGCGGAGCACAACCUCAGCAGUGUGCUGGAUAAAGCCACCGACAUCGAGGAGGGAUCCAGCAGCUCUGAGUCUGACAUGGAGGAAGAGGAUGAAGAUGCAGAGGCGGCCGGUCCGUCUGAUCUGGGUGGAGUUCCCUGGAAGGAGGCAGUAGAGCUCCAUGCUAAGUUAAAGGGAGAAAGCGACCCAGGAGCUGACGAUGAUGGCCUUCAUGACGGUGAUGGAGAGAUGGACGAGGAUGAAGAAGAGGAGGAAGAUGAGGAAGAUGAAGAUGAGGAGGAAGAAGAGGAAUCGAGCGAAGCGGGAGACUAUUUCCCCUGGGAGAGGGAGCUUCAGUCAGGCCUUUGGCUGGAAAAUCUGGCAAAUGAAGAGGAUGUCAGUGUUUUUAAAGCUAGGAACCUGCAGAUCCAGCAAGCCAUUCAUCCAGUAGACCCUCUGGACAUCCAGAUGGAGAGCCAUCAGGCUGAGGGGGUGUUGGAGAUGCCCUCGGUGUCACCCUUAGGCUCACAGCCCUCGCUCAACACCCAGCUCACACAGCCCACCUCCUCCACAGCCCCCUCCCACAAAUCCGUACGUCACGAGGCUGUCAGAGCCUGGCUGGACUCGAUGUCUGGAGAGCCCUGUGAAGAGGACGAUGACCCUGAAGCUGAAGCAGGCAGUCCUGACUUUGAGCCAGGCACUGAAAUAGAUCAAGAGGACAUUCCCUCAGAUGCAGAGGCUGAAGCUCGUUCACGGUGCAUAGAUGAAGUGGUGACACUUCCAGUGGAUAAUGAUAAAACAGAAAGCCAGGGACAGGUUUUCAACACUGCAGAGAAAACGUCUGCAAAUCCAAGGGAGUUGAUUGUGGACGUUGUGCUGUCUCCAAUCCAAAAACCUGCUUUACCCAUUGAGGAGGUGCAUGAAGUUUCUCCUGUAGUACUAGUUAAAUCUCCUGGUGCACGUUUCUUCCCUGAGCCCUAUCUGCCUGAUAAAGUCAAGCAGAACAUUCCCCCGCCUCAGAGUCCUGAUGUUAAAACCCCUCAUUCUCCUGUAGCUCAAAUCAUUGCGCUGUCGCCCAUCUGUUCCCAGCCUGUUCCACAACCAGGCACAGCAUCUCCCAAAUCUCCAGUCCAACCACAGCCUUGUGCCUGUUCUCCAACAGGCAAUCCUUUGUCUCCGAUUUGUACCCAAUCGCAACCCUGCAAUGAGCCACCUUCACCCCUAUCCACAAGCUCCCCCGUCAGGACUCAACCAGUCCCAGCAGUAACUUCUACUCCUUUAGCUAAACCUGCUUCCGAGAAUAGGACUAAUGAACAUUUGAAAGAUUCAACUCCUGAGCUUAAGAAAACAGACCUCAUUGAGGAGUUCUGGUUGAAGAGUGCAGAGAUUAGAAAAAGUUUAGGGCUCACUCCCCUGGAACGAAGCAAAACUGCGGUGGAGAAGAGCAUUGUGAAAACUCCAACACCCGAAUCAUCAUCUCCUAAGUCUUAUACCCCAGAGGACUUGUCUGAGGAACAGAAGCCUACAUUUACGGGCCGUUCUAUCAUACGCAGGAUCAAUAUUACCUUGGAGGGUCAGGUUAUAUCUCCGGUGGAACCUAAAAGUAAUGGUUCAGAAAAGAAGGACUUAAGCAGCAGUUCAGGGUUGGGUCUAAACGGAAGUGUGACCACCAGUCAGACAGCUGCUAGCGACAGCUACAACAACUCUGAUUCUACAAUGCUUACCCCUCCUUCCAGUCCACCACCUCCUCCACCCAGGGAGGAACCUGCUUGUCUCCAAAACAAGAAGUCUCAGGUUUCCUGGGACAACCUCCUUGAAGGCACAGAAGAACCCAAAUCUGAGACCAUGCCCAUUAAGCCCAGGACUCCAGUUAGUCCCCCUCAACCAAAACAAAAACCAGUUACAGCUCCAGUGCCAACCCCUAGAACCAAUCCACCUGUUGUGAUGAGGGUUAAGGAGCCCAAUAAACCACGUCGAGAAGAAGUGAGAAAGUCUUUUGUUGAGUGUGUAGACGAGAUACCAUUUGCUGAUGAUGUUGAAGACACAUACGAUGACCGCACUCCAGAUGCAAGUGGUCUUGAAAAGUUUUACACACCGCCGACUAGCAAGGUCAACCGGGAUAAGCCGCCUCUCCACUUGGCACUGGCUAUGGAAAAUGGCAAGCCCAAUAUCCCUGGAGUUUCCCGAACAGCAAAGGGUUCCCAGCAUUUUUCUCCUGAAGCCAAGGAGAUCGCAGAGGAGCGAAUGAGGGCACGGGAAAAGUCUGUGAAGAGCCAAGCUCUUAAAGAUGCAAUGGCCAAGCAGCUUACAAAGAUGAAAGAUUCUGAGGUUGCCAAGGGGGCUGUAGCAAAAGUAGCCUGGGAUAUUCCUGAAACAAAAGGAAAAAGCAAAAAGCAAUCUAAAGCCCAGAAGGACUCUGCAGUGAAGGCCUUGGAGUCCAAAAAGCAAGCAGACACACUUCCAGACCGUUUCUUCUCUACACCAUCUAGUAAGGCCUUAGACAGCUCUGUCACAUCUUCAGAGAGCUCCACAGGGGGCAAAAGCAAGAAACGCAGCUCACUGUUUUCUCCACGCAAAAACAAAAAAGAAAAGAAAGCCAAAAAUGAAAGACUGUCCAGCACUGAAGAAACGCCGCCCAAGCACAAGUCCCUUUGGAAAGCAGUGUUCUCCGGCUACAAGAAGGACAAAAAGAAGAAAGAUGACAAGUCAUGCCCAAGUACACCCUCAAGCUCUACAACUGGAGACUCGGGGAAGAAGAAAGAUUCACCCCUGGACAGGUCCUCAGAUUUACGUCUGAGGAGAAAUCUAAGCUUUUCUGAGGACUCUGAUCUCUCCUGUGACGAUGUUCUGGAAAGAUCCUCUCAGAAGUCCAAGGGUGAUCGUCAUGUGGACCUGUUUGACUUGGUGUCAGAUUUGAAAAAAGAAGCCAUUAAAGAGGAGAAAGCAAAAGAGAAGGCUAAGGAUAGGGCAAAGGAAAGGGGAAGAGUUACUGAGAAGGGCAAGGAAAGGUCAAGAGAAAGGGAGAAUGAAAAAAGAGUCAAAGAAAAGAUGGUGAAAAUGAAAGAUGUGGAACGGGAGAAAGGAAAAGAGGAAGAGUCUGUUUAUGUACCUCAUGCAUUGGCGUUCAAGAGAUCAUAUGCCACAAAGAAGACAUACACGGAGGAGGAACUGAACGCCAAGCUGACAAGAAGAGUACAGAAAGCUGCACGGAGGCAGGCCAAGCAGGAGGAGCUCAAGAGACUUCACAGAGCUCAGAUGAUUCAGAGGCAGCUGGAGCAGGUGGAAGAGAAACAGAGGCAGUUAGAGGAGAGAGGCGUCGCGGUGGAAAAGGCACUGCGAGGCGAAGCAGGGUUGUAUAAAGGUUCUAGCGUUAGUCCAAAACAGCGUAAGAGACGCUCAGACUAUUGGGGAGAGUCUAAUUACAGUGAGAUCCUGGAUUUGCAUCUGGGCGUUGAGCCCUAUGUCGGGACCCCUCGCCGAAGAGCCCUGUACCUCUGCCCCUGCUGUGCCCCUGAAGGAAUGGGUAAAAAGGACGAUCCGAAGCUGAUGCAGGAAUGGUUUAAACUGGUCCAGGAGAAGAAUGCCUUGGUACGAUAUGAAUCCGAGCUGAUGAUAUUUGCUCGGGAGCUAGAGUUGGAGGACAGACAGAGUCGACUGCAACAGGAACUACGGGAACGCAUGGCAAUAGAUGAUCAUCUGAAGACAGAGGAGGAGCUGGCAGAGGAGAAGCAGAUUCUGAAUGAGAUGUUGGAGGUGGUGGAGCAGCGAGACUCUCUGGUGGCCCUGCUGGAGGAACAGAGACUCAGGGAGAAGGAAGAAGAUAAAGACCUGGAGGCGGUGAUGCUCUCCAAAGGAUUCAACCUCAACUGGGCUUAACAUAACAAUGUCCAAAAACCAUCUAACCCGCCAGCGCUUCACUACAGGGAGUACAAAAAAAAAUCUAAAUCUCAGAAAGAGUCGCUCUUGGUUUUAUUGGGCAUGUCAACAACGUUUACAAACCUAUUCAUGAGCUCGAUGGUGAUGUUUUUAUGAGGUUUCCUGGCACGACUCAGGGCGUUUUGUCCAAUCGGCAGCCAAGGCAAGGCGUUCUCCAUUUCGGAAAUAAGGAGAACAUAAAUUUUUAUUUAGUAAUUUCUGGGACAUAUCAAUCAAUCCUGCUGAUGUUGAGGAAGUCUGAGACUAAAUGACUCUACAUAUAAAGCCAGUCUUGUUUAUCAGAGAAUGUCUGGUCAAUCAACUGUUACGUUUUCAGUGACGAGCCGCUUUUUUUGGACUUCAUUUCCUUUUAAUGCGUUUUCUACAUUCACUACUGACUGGAAAACAAAAGUACAAGUGUUUUCUCUUCGAUCGCACUUCUAUCCUGUGUAAUAUAACACACUAUAUAGGCAUCAGACCUCCACGUGAUGGACUUUCUCUCGGCGAUUGACGCGCGUUUUGUUUGUAGCAUCGACAAUUGUAAAUGUUCGAAUCCAUCGGUAUCCACCUGAUAAUUCGAGAGAUUUGGUGAACGAUGGGAUCAAAAUGAUCUUGAUGUUACAUACUUGCUGAUGUCAGCUUCACAUAUAUCCUGAAAGACGGUUUACAAUCAUUUGUAAUCCAUAAAUAUUGGAUACUUGUACUAUAGUUUACAUAAACAGUGAAGUACAAAUACAUAGAGAUUCAUAUAUAAACCUCCAGAUUUCGUAAGAGUGUAUAUAUAUAUAUAUAUAUAUAUAUAUAUAUAUAUAUAUAUAUAUAUAUAUAUAUAUAUAUAUAUAUAUAUACACAUAUAAUAUACAGCCAGAUGUGUUAUGCAUUUUGUUGCUUGGUUGGUUAUGUGGUUUUAAAUUGUUAGUUCACCAAAAAAAUGUACAUAUGCUGUGGUUUUUUAAGACAUCGGUGUGUCAUCAGGAUCCAGGGAUAUUAAUAUAGUUUUGCCUAUAUAUAGUCUAUAUAAACUCUCAAAAUGCUAGUAGUCACUGACUACUGAUCACAAAAAUAUUCUUUGGUGCUUAACCUAAAGAGAUUAAGCUAAAGUUUAGUUCACCUAAAAACUAAAAUGUUAAUAAUUUACUCAACCUUUACUUGUUCCAAACCGCUUUUACCUUUUUUAAUGUUAAACACAAAAGUAGAUAUUUUGAAAAAUAUUAAAAACGGGUAACCAUUGACUUCUAUAGUAUUUUUUUUCCUAUUAUGGAUGGUUACCAGUUUCCAGCAUUCUUCAUAAUAUCUUGUGUUCAACAGAAAAAAAGAAACUCAUAAAGGUUUAGAAACGCUUGAGGGAUGAGUAAAUGGUGAGUAAAUUUUAUAUAUUUUGAAAAAUGUUGGAAACUGGUAACCAUUAACUUCUAUAGUAUUUUUCCCAAUUAUGCAUGGUUACGGUUUCCAGCUUUGUUCAAAGUAUCUUAUUCUGUGUUCAACAGAAAAAACAACAACCUCAUAAUGUUUUGGAACCACUUGAGGACGAGUAGAUGCUGAGUAAAUUGUAGAUAUUUUAAAAAAACUGGUAACCAUUGACUUCUGUAGUAUUUUUUUCUAUUAUGGAUGGUUACCAGUUUCCAGCAUUGUUCAAAGUAUCUUAUUUUGUGUUGAACAGAAAAAAAAACAGAAACUCAUAAUGGUUUGAAAGCACUUGAGGGAUGAGUAAAUUGUAGAUACUUUGAAAAGUGUUAGAAACUGGUAACCAUUGACUUUUAUAGUAUUUUUUUCCUACUAUGGAUGGUUAGAGGUUUCCAGCAUUCUUCAAAGUAUCUUAUUCUGUGUUCAACAGAGAAAAAAAAGUAACUCAUAAGGGUUUGGAACCACUUGAGGAUGAGUAGAUGGAGAGUAAAGUGUAGAUAUUUUGCAAAAUGUUGGAAACUGGAAACUAUUGACUUCCAUAGUAUUUUUUCCUAUUAUACAUGGUUACCAGUUUCCGGCAUUUUUCAUAGUGUCUUAUUCUGUAUUCAACAGAAAAAAACAGAAACUCAUAAUGGUUAAUGGUUUGUAACCACUUGAGGAUGAGUAGAUGGUAAGUAAUGUGUAGAUAUUUUGAAAACUGGUAACCAUUCACUCCUAUAGUAUUUUUUCCUAUUAUGGAUGCUUACCGGUUUCCAACAUUCUUCAAAACAUCUUAUUUUGUGUUUAACACAAUAAAACUGAAAAUCAAAGGUUUGAAAGCUCUUGAGGGAUGAGUAAAUGGUGAGUAAAUAGUAUAUUUUAUGUGAACUAUCCCUUAAAAAAAUGUAAAAUCCUCCCAAGUGGCCUGAAAUUGAGAAAAUGAACAGCAGAUUUACACUUUUUGGUGAACUUACAUUUUUAACGCACCCACAGGUUUUAACUUUUUUUAUUUAGUAUCAAAUCAGAUGGAGAUUUUGGCCAUUUUCACAUCUAAUUAUCUGCCAGCAGAUAAUUAAAACAGUUGUUUUUUGGUAGUGUGUGUAUUUUCCACUUUCUCCAGAUUUGCAGCGACAUGCCUUUCCUUAACUUUUCCUGCAACCGCUCUUCACAUCCACAGAGUUUACUUGUGUUGUUUAUAAUUGUCUUUUCUAAAGUUUUUUAUCACAUGAAAACGUUUCAGCACCUCAGACUGACACCAGUGCUGAUCAACAGCAGAAGCUUGUAGCCAUACUCGACUCAGAAACAUCGAUACUGCAAACAAACAUGCCUUCUUCCUAAGUGUACAUUUCAUUUUAGUCACCGUUGAGCUGUAUAGAUGGGCACAGAUUUGUUUUGUUUUUGUUUGGUUUACUUGUAAGUACAGAUAACUGUGAAUGAAACCGUACACAUGGUCAACAAUAGUUAUUUAGACUGUAAAAUGUUUGACAGAUUUUAUGGUAUUUAUUAACGUGUGAAAAUUGUAUAAUAUGUAAAGUAAAUGAAUCCUAAUUUUUAAAAAAUAUUGUUGGCUCUUGAAAAUGCUUCAUGUUGCUAAUUUGCAUAUACUGUAUAGGGUGUUGAAUGUAUGCAGAGGCAAUAAAACAAUGCAGUUGUUAAAAAAA
Messenger RNA from Danio rerio (zebrafish), 11255 nucleotides. The record is from RefSeq and is a predicted model, not a curated record. Lineage: Eukaryota; Metazoa; Chordata; Actinopteri; Cypriniformes; Danionidae.